This is a messenger RNA of Cephus cinctus (wheat stem sawfly), 3303 nucleotides long. Its product is annotated as ATP-binding cassette sub-family G member 1. Gene Ontology annotation, cellular component: plasma membrane. The record is from RefSeq and is a predicted model, not a curated record. NCBI's taxonomy places the organism in Eukaryota, Metazoa, Arthropoda, Insecta, Hymenoptera, Cephidae. Bases 614 to 2722 code for a protein of 702 amino acids. The transcript is spliced from 12 exons. Gene Ontology annotation, molecular function: ABC-type transporter activity; ATP binding; ATP hydrolysis activity.
GCAGUGACUUAAUUCACAAGACUACUCGAGAUAACUACGCUCUCUCGUCAGUACGCGGCUGUCUCGCGAGUUGGUACGUACCAAGUGCGUAUAGUGCCUUGCGUACAUAAAGUCGUGACGACGUAUUAAGCCUCGCGUGCAAAUCCAGAAACAGUGCAAGUAUCCUGGAGUGAAAUAUCAUCGUGUACUAGGAGGCCAUUUGGUAUCACUACGCUAACCACAGCAGCUACUCUAGAUUGGAAAAACACAAUAUUCUGUUUGUAGACUUUGAGACUCUUGACGAGCAGUCAACGUAACAACGUAUUCCAACACUGAAUGCUGAUUAUUGAGUAAAAGCUGUAUUUACGACCAUGGUAGAAAACGAGAAGUUAAAUGGACAAGUUCCGAUAGUUGCUAAUGGCGUCAGAGGGCAGUGAGACAAAGCUGUCGGCGAUACCUACGAGCAAAGAUCGUUAACCUACGUUCACGCAAGACAAAACAAAAGUGCAUUAACACCCAUCCCCAGUUGAAUUAACCACUGACCUAACCGUUGCUUCGCGAGUCGAAGGUCGUGAUAUAGGCAUUAUUGAACAAAGAGAAUAGAAAGUCAUUGGGCAAUAACAAAGUGAUAAAGAUGACGUUCGAGGGUAACAGUUCGAAGGACGACGAUUCGAAUGGGAUUUUAUUGCAACCCAGGAAAGGCUCGACAGUUCGGCUGCAGAUCGUUCCGGCACAACCGAAGACGAUAACGCAUCUGCCGAAAAGGCCGCCGGUGGACCUGGCGUUCACAGACCUAACCUACAAAGUGCGAGAGGGUCGCAAAAACAAUUUCAAGACCAUUCUCAAGUCCGUCAGUGGAAGGCUCAGAUCUGGAGAACUUACAGCCAUUAUGGGGCCUUCCGGAGCCGGAAAAUCGACGCUUCUUAAUAUUCUCACGGGAUACAGGACUACGGGAAUGGAAGGCAGCAUCACCAUGAAUGGACACGAACGAAAUCUCAGCGCCUUCAGGAAGCUCUCUUGUUACAUAAUGCAGGACAAUCAGCUUCACGGUAACUUGACCGUCGAGGAGGCUAUGAAGGUCGCGGCAAAUUUGAAACUCGGAAGUCACGUCAAGAAGGCUGAGAAGGAAGAAGUGAUUCAAGAGAUCUUGGAAACUCUGGGUCUAGCUGAGCAUCGCAGAACCAUGACCUCAAACCUCAGCGGAGGACAGAAAAAGAGACUUUCGAUCGCCCUUGAGUUGGUCAAUAAUCCUCCCAUAAUGUUCUUCGACGAACCCACCAGUGGCCUCGACUCAUCCUCCUGCUUCCAGUGUAUCUCCUUGCUGAAGACUCUGGCACGAGGUGGACGUACGAUAAUAUGCACAAUACAUCAACCUAGUGCGAGGCUGUUCGAGAUGUUCGACGCUCUUUACACCUUGGCCGAAGGCCAGUGUGUUUAUCAGGGUUCGACCUCGCAACUGGUGCCAUUCUUGAGAUCGUUAGGAUUAAAUUGCCCAAGCUAUCACAAUCCAGCUUCCUUCAUCAUCGAGGUCUCAUGCGGCGAGUAUGGCAACAACAUCAGGAAUCUGGUGAAUGCUAUUGACAAUGGGAAAUACGACAUAAGAGCGGGACAUUCCUUUCCUGAAACGAAAUCCACGGAGUUAAACAACUCAAGCCUUUCGAAGGACGAAAAAGACUUGAAAAACAUCCCCGUCGAGGAUAAGAAUGACGCGAGCAAUCUUAAGGACAAGUUCCCGGAGAGCAAGGCAAACAGGGCUACCAACGGCGGAAUUAUUCACAGCUACGCCACCGACGACAUUGUUAAACGGAGUGACGUGGCAAUUCGUAUGGAUCGUCAGAAUAAAAAAGACAACGUGGACACAGCGUUGUUGGAUGACUCGUUAGUCAUCACGCCGGAAAGGUACCCAACCUCGGAACUUACCCAGUUCUGGAUCGUUCUCAAGCGGACCUUACUUUUUAGCAGAAGAGAUUGGACUCUCAUGUAUCUUCGACUCUUCGCACACAUUCUCGUCGGAUUUUUAAUUGGAGCUCUUUAUUAUGACAUUGGCAAUGACGGUGGCAAAGUACUCAGUAAUCUUGGGUUCCUGUUCUUCAAUAUGCUCUUCCUCAUGUACACGUCCAUGACCAUUACUAUUUUAUCUUUCCCUCUGGAGCUGCCAGUACUCCUAAAAGAGAACUUUAAUAGAUGGUAUUCUCUGAAAUCCUACUACCUAGCCAUUACAGUUUCGGACGUACCUUUCCAGGCAAUAUUCUGUAUAAUUUACGUGACCAUCGUAUAUUUCCUAACGAGUCAACCACCGGAAGUGAUGAGGUUCAGUAUGUUUAUGGGAGCAUGUUUGCUGAUUUCCUUCGUGGCCCAGUCAGUGGGUCUAGUCGUGGGAGCAGCCAUGAAUGUCCAAAACGGGGUUUUCCUGGCGCCGGUAAUGUCCGUGCCGUUCCUCCUAUUCUCUGGAUUCUUUGUGAGCUUCGACGCUAUUCCGAUCUACCUCAGAUGGAUCACUUAUCUGAGUUACAUCAGAUACGGCUUCGAAGGUACUGCUCUGGCUACGUAUUCUUUCGACCGCAAGAAUCUGAGGUGCUUUCAGGCGUACUGUCACUUCAAAAAUCCACAAACUACCUUGGAGGAACUUGACAUGGAAUACGCGGACUUCACUCUUGAUAUUCUAGCGCUUUUACUUAUCUUUGUACUUUUACGAAUCGCCGCGUUCCUCUUCUUGCGCUGGAAACUCAAGGCUGCGCGAUAAGCUCGUCUAAAGAUGUUGAUCAAAGUACAGAGGUUUCGCGUUUCGGUCCAUUGGCCAUUAUUAAUGGAGAAGGUUCUGCAUAACCUCAAGUGCAAUUGCGAUAACCUUUGCACUGUACAUUAUUAAACGGAAAUCGCAUAUGGUCUUAGUAGAGAGAGUGCAAAAGAAGUUAUUACAUGGAUGACUCGACGGUGCUGUUGAAUUCCAUUAUAAUGAACAAAAGAAAUGAUUUUUAAAAAAACAUAAGGAAAACUCGACUUUCUCCUUUAGGAGAGAAACAUUCUUUGUCACUCAUCGUUGCAAACGGAAAGCGGGUGCACACUAGGUCUUUGUAGAUAUUUUAGGAUUUCGAGGUCUAGCAAGGACAGUUAAUACAUAAGUCCUUAAUCUAGGCAAAUAUAUAAUUUAUUUAUCUCUUUAUAAUGCAAACAAAGUAAUGGUAACUUAGCAUGACCUAAUUCACACUUCAGGGUAUUUUCUUUCUCUCGUAGUAGACUUGUUAUGUAUUAUAGAAAAAAAAAAAAAGAAAAGGAAAGACAUUGUCAGUUCAUACAGCGUGAUACAACCGUCCCACGAGAAUC